This is a messenger RNA of Vigna radiata var. radiata (mung bean), 1656 nucleotides long. RefSeq names its product protein DETOXIFICATION 21-like. The record is from RefSeq and is a predicted model, not a curated record. NCBI's taxonomy places the organism in Eukaryota, Viridiplantae, Streptophyta, Magnoliopsida, Fabales, Fabaceae. Gene Ontology annotation, molecular function: xenobiotic transmembrane transporter activity; antiporter activity. Gene Ontology annotation, cellular component: membrane. Bases 82 to 1554 code for a protein of 490 amino acids. Gene Ontology annotation, biological process: xenobiotic detoxification by transmembrane export across the plasma membrane. The transcript is spliced from 8 exons.
UUAGGUUCUGUUCUGUGUUUUUCUAUAUAGGGUCAAAGUCUUGUUCUCUUUGAUCUAGAAGCCCCACCAAAAACUGGGAAAAUGGAGGAGAAUCUAAAGCAGAAAUUGCUGAACAGAGCAGCAACCUCAGAGCAAGAAAAAGAAGAUGAAUCAUCGUUGUGGAAAAGGGUGUGGAAAGAGAGCAAAGUGAUGUGGAUAGUGGCAGCACCAGCCAUAUUCACUAGGUUCUCCUCCUUCGGUCUCAAUGUUAUAAGUCAAGCUUUUGUUGGUCAUAUUGGCCCAAGGGAACUUGCUGCUUUUGCCCUUGUCUUCACUGUUCUCAUUCGCUUUGCCAACGGUAUUCUGUUAGGAAUGGCGAGUGCUUUGUCAACACUCUGUGGACAAGCAUUUGGGGCAAAAGAAUAUAGCAUGAUGGGAGUGUAUCUUCAGAGAUCAUGGAUAGUUUUGUCCUUGACUGCACUUGUUCUUGUUCCUGUGUUCAUCUUCACAAGCCCAAUUUUGAUACUUUUAGGCCAAGAUGAGAACAUAGCACAUGUUGCAGGAAUCAUUUCUCUCUGGGCAAUUCCUGUCAUGUUUUCUUUCAUUUUCUCUUUCACCACCCAAAUGUUUCUGCAAUCUCAAAGCAAAAACGUCAUCAUUGCAUUCUUGGCAGCUUUUGCGAUAGCGAUUCAUGUGUUUCUCUCCUGGCUUUUGACAAUGAAUCUGAAGCUCGGGAUUACUGGUGCAAUGAUUUCAACAAUUUUGGCAUACUGGAUUCCCAACGUUGGUCAAAUCAUAUUUGUGACAUGCGGGUGGUGCUCUGAUACAUGGAAAGGUUUCUCCUUUCUGGCAUUCAAAGACCUCUGGCCUGUUGUCAAGAUGUCCCUUUCUGCCGGUGCCAUGUUAUGUCUUGAGCUCUGGUACAACACAAUAUUGGUUCUGUUAACGGGUAACAUGGAAAACGCAGAGGUUCAAAUCGAUGCUCUAUCUAUAUGCAUCAACGUGAAUGGAUGGGAAAUGAUGAUAUCACUUGGCUUCAUGGCUGCUGUAAGUGUUCGCGUGGCAAACGAGCUUGGAAAAGGAAGCUCCAAAGCUGCAAUCUUUUCUAUAGUUGUGACGGUGCUUACAUCCUUUGCAAUUGGGUUAAUCUUGUUUAUAAUUUUCUUACUUUUAAGAGAAAAAAUAGCCUAUGUAUUUACAACAAGCGAAGAAGUGGCUAUUGCUGUUGGGGAUUUGUCACCUCUGUUGGCAUUUUCUUUGUUACUAAACAGUGUUCAACCAGUUCUCUCAGGGGUUGCUAUUGGAGCAGGGUGGCAGAGCACCGUAGCAUAUGUGAACAUAGGCUGUUAUUACAUAAUAGGUGUUCCUGUUGGAAUAUUACUUGGUCAUGUUUUCCACUUGCAAGUUAAGGGUGUUUGGAUCGGAAUGUUGUUUGGGACACUAAUUCAAACUAUAGUUCUGAUUAUAUUAACCUACAGAACUAAUUGGGAUGAACAGGUAAUGAUAGCCCGUAUCCGAAUUAAUAGGUGGUCUAAAGCUGAACCUGAUCAUGAAACAAUUAGAUCAGAUAAUUAGUUUCAUACUUUUGUCUGCUUUUCUUUCACAGCUAAAAGAUUAAUUCAUCUUUAUUUGAUUGUUAUUUGUUAAACUUUAUCAAACAACAUUUCUUUUAUCCUU